Messenger RNA from Alligator mississippiensis (American alligator), 1823 nucleotides. RefSeq names its product zinc finger DHHC-type palmitoyltransferase 16 (gene ZDHHC16). The transcript is spliced from 9 exons. The record is from RefSeq and is a predicted model, not a curated record. Gene Ontology annotation, molecular function: palmitoyltransferase activity. The coding region runs from base 522 to 1601 and encodes 359 amino acids. NCBI's taxonomy places the organism in Eukaryota, Metazoa, Chordata, Crocodylia, Alligatoridae. Gene Ontology annotation, biological process: protein palmitoylation. Gene Ontology annotation, cellular component: Golgi apparatus.
CGGGGGGAGGCGCGUGUCUGCCCUUCGCACCCCCCGGGACCGCGCGCGUGGGGUCCGCCCUGCCCCCCCCGCUUCCUCCCCCCCAGCCCUGGCCCCCCAGCUCUUGCUCCCGCCAGCUCCACCCCCCAACCCCCCGCUCCAGCCCCCCCAGCCCCGUCUCCCCGCCCCCCAGCUCCACCCGCCAAGCCCCCCCUUGUCUCCCGAGCUCCAGCCCCCCCAGCCCAUCCCCCCACCCCCCAGCCCCCCCUCGUCCGCCGAGCUCCAGCCCCCCCAGCCCUGUCCCCCCGCCCCCCCAAGCCCCCCCUUGUCCCCUGAGCUCACUUCUUGCCCCCUCAGCCCCUGCCCCCCCGCUCCCCCCCAGCCCUCAUCCCCUGAGCUCCAGCCCCCCCUUGUCCCCCUACUUCUUGCCGCCCCCCCCCGGCCGGCUCACCCGAGCUCCUGCCCCCCCGCGCCGCGCCGCGCCGCGCGGCUCCGGUUUCGGGCGCGGCGGGCCGUGACGGGUGCCCCCGCGCAGGGCAGGGAUGAGGAGCCGGCGACGCACCUUCUCGGCGGCGAUGCGCCUGGCGCUGCGGUGCCUGCGGCUGGGCCGGCGGUGCCGGGGGCGGCUGGCGCGGCGCGCGGCGCAGCUGUGGAGCUACGGGCGGCUCAGCCUGCGCUCGCUGCUGUACAACUCCUUCACGGACGGCGACGUGGUGCUGGACGCCCUCUUCGAGCCCGUGUACUGGCUGGUGGACCACGUCACCCGCUGGUUCGGGGUGGCGUUCGUGGCGCUGGUGAUCGUGCUGACGAGCUCCGUGGUGGCCAUCGUCUACGUCUGCCUGCUGCCCCUCAUCCUGCGCACCUACGCGCCCGCCUGGGUCUGCUGGCACCUCAGCUACGGCCACUGGAACCUGCUCAUGAUCGUCUUCCACUACUACAUGGCCAUCACCACCGCCCCGGGCUACCCGCCGCAGGCCAAGGGCGACCUCACCGGCGUCUCCAUCUGCCGCAAGUGCAUCGCCCCCAAGCCGGCGCGCACCCACCACUGCAGCAUCUGCAACAGGUGCGUGCUCAAGAUGGACCAUCACUGCCCCUGGUUGAACAACUGCGUGGGGCACUACAACCACCGCUACUUCUUCUCCUUCUGCCUCUUCAUGACCAUGGGCUGCAUCUAUUGCAGCAUCAGCGGCUGGGACAUGUUCCGUGAGGCCUAUGCGGCCAUCGAGACCUACUACCAGACACCGCCCCCGGCCUUCUCCUUCCGCCAGCGCGCCUUCCACAAGAGCAUCGUCUACCUGUGGGUGCUGUGCAGCUCUGUGGCCCUGGCCCUGGGGGCGCUGACACUGUGGCACGCGGCCCUUAUCACCCGCGGGGAGACCAGCAUCGAGAGACACAUCAACAAGAAGGAGCGGCAGCGGCUGCAGAAGAAGGGCAAAGCGUUCCGGAACCCGUACAGCUUCGGCGCCUGGGACAACUGGCGGGUCUUCCUCGGAGUGGAUGUGCCCAGGCACUGGCUCACCCGCGUCCUGCUGCCAUCCACGCACCUGCCCCACGGCACUGGCCUGAGCUGGGACACACCCCCGUGCGUGACGCAGCGGCACACACCCCUGCUGGCCAUCUGACCACCAGCGCAGACCCUCCCCAGCCUCGGUGCCCGGAGCCCUGAGGUCCAAACGCGGAUGUCUGUUCUGCCCCCUCCUGCCCCUCGUGAGCUGCAGGCAGCCCCUGGGAGGGUGCACGGGGCUGCACAGGCCACGGCCCCACCAGCACCUCUGCUGCAGAGGGGGCCUUGCCUGGCCGCCCCCCUGGGUUUUUUGUGUCAAAUAAAACCCGUUUUUAACCAA